GGAAGGGUGUGUGAGCCUCGGACACGGCCCUGCCUAUUAUUUAUCUUGCUGUUCUUCCCUCUUGCUCUUGUCAUACAGUUUUGGGGAUACCGUUUUCCGUAUUCAGUAAUAUUGGCAACCUGCGAAAGUCAAAUAUAUAUUUUUCGAACGUUGAGUAGGCCUAGCUAUUAAUUGCGACUUUUUCAUAAGUGUCGUUCUGCUAGCAGGGAAAGAGAAAGGGCGACUUGUAUCCUACAUUCGGGUAUCCGCAAUUGUCAUGUCGGUGUGCAGUUUAAAGGUUUAAUUCUUAAUUAUGAAAUCUGGGCCGAUAAAUACGUCGUUUAGUGUUUUUCCUUGGAGGUGGUUGGUUAUGCGAGCAUCACCCAUCAAUGGUCGUACGCGCAGCUCUACCUGACCUAUGUAUUUUUUUUUUUUAUCGGAUCUCACAAACUGCUCUAUUCCGGAUUGACACCCACAGUCAUCACGGGACAACAGAAGAAUUGCUUCUAAAAAUGUUUUAGAAUACUGGUUCGAUAGUGUGAAUAAACCUAUUUUAGGUUUUCAUUUCCAAAAUGAGGCAUUGUGUUGGUGAGUUCCUACAUAUGAAGAAUCAGCCAAACAUGAAUUAAGUCGAUAGCCAAGUAGGCUAUUCACUCAAUUUCCUAGACAAUUGUCUGGAUCCAGGUAGUGGUCAGUGUUUUUUUUUUCUCAACCAGGAAAAUGAGGAUUGUUUGAGGCUACAAUUUUCACUGCUCUCGCGGUUGCCGGUAGGAUAUAGGCCUCGACUGCCUUGGAACACUGGCUAGGCGGUGGAGCGGCCGAUGUAGACUGUUAUCUUCUGUAGAAUAUAAUCCUGUAAAUAUAACCUACAUAUAAACCACGUCGGCCUAUAGCCUAAUAGAAAGGAUACCUCUGGGAAAAUGUCUUCUCGUGCUGGACUACCUAGCAACGAACGAAAAUCUGACCUCCACACCUCCCUCUCUGCAAGCCGUACAGAGAAAGGCACUGGUUGGUCCAGCCGAUCACUCGGAGCGCGAUGCCGGAAUUCCAUCGCUUCCUGUUCAGAUGAGCAGCCACACAUUGGCAAUUAUCGUCUUCUCAAGACCAUCGGCAAGGGCAACUUUGCCAAGGUCAAGCUUGCCAGGCACAUCCUGACUGGCAGAGAGGUUGCAAUAAAGAUAAUUGACAAAACCCAGCUGAACCCAACAAGUCUACAGAAGCUGUUCAGGGAGGUACGGAUCAUGAAAGGCCUCAACCACCCAAAUAUCGUGCAGCUGUUUGAGGUGAUCGAGACGGAGAAGACCCUGUAUCUGAUAAUGGAAUACGCCAGUGGGGGUGAAGUGUUUGACUACCUUGUGUCCCAUGGGAGAAUGAAAGAGAAAGAGGCACGGGCCAAAUUCCGCCAGAUUGUCUCUGCUGUCCACUACUGUCAUCUGAAGAACAUUGUUCACAGGGACCUUAAGGCUGAGAAUCUCCUACUGGAUGCCGACUCCAAUAUCAAGAUUGCAGACUUUGGCUUCAGCAAUGAGUUCACCAUGGGCAACAAGCUGGACACGUUCUGUGGCUCUCCUCCCUACGCCGCCCCGGAGCUGUUCCAGGGGAAGAAGUACGACGGGCCAGAGGUGGACAUCUGGAGCCUGGGGGUCAUCCUGUACACGCUGGUCAGCGGGUCUCUGCCCUUCGACGGGCAGAACCUCAAGGAGCUGCGGGAACGCGUUCUGCGGGGGAAGUAUCGUGUGCCCUUCUACAUGUCCACUGACUGCGAGGGCAUCCUGCGCAGAUUCCUGGUGCUCAACCCGACUAAACGCUGCACCCUGGAGCAAAUCAUGAAGGACAAGUGGAUCAACUCUGGUUAUGACGGAGAGGAACUGAAGCCCCAUGUGGAGCCUGUCGAAGACCACAGUGACGCCAGCCGCAUUGAGGUGAUGGUGGGGAUGGGCUACACCCGUGAAGAGAUCAAAGACGCUCUGACCACUCGGAAAUACAACGAGGUCACCGCCACCUACCUGUUACUGGGACGCAGAAAUGAUGUGGAGGGCAGCGAUUCUCGGUCCGCUAGCAGUCUGAGCCUGGCGCGGGUACGGCCCAGUACCGUUACCAACGGCACCAGUAAACACCCCACGUCCUCUGCCACCUCCACCUCCGCCUCCCACAGCAAGACUGCCCAGCGCAGCGCCUCCACCUACCACCCCCGCAGGAGGCACAGUGAUUUCUGUGGUCCGGCGGUGCCGCCCGCCCACCCCAAGCGCAGCCCCACCAGCGUGGCCGGGGCCGACGGGGAGCUGAAGGAGGAGGGGGUGCGUGCGGUGUCCCGGAAGGUCAACAGCAGCGUGGUGGGCAGCCGUUCCAUCCAGCCCCCCUCCAGCCCCAUGGUCAGCAGCGCCAACAACCCGAACAAGUCGGAGAUCCCUGACCGCCGGAAGGAGAUCAACAUCACCACUAACAACGUCCCCGCCAGUGCCAUGACGCGACGGAACACGUAUGUGUGCAGCACGGAGCGGAACAGCACCGACAGACCCUCCCUGCUGCAGAACGGGAAGGAGAACAGCUCCGUGUCUCACCGGCUGCCCCCGGCAUCGCCCUCCACGCACAGCAUCGCGGGGGCCUCUGGGAUGUCCUCCGCCGCGGGCCCCCGUCUCACCCGUGGCUCCAGCAUCCGUAGCACCUUCCACGGGGGCCAGCUCCGGGACCGGCGGCCUCCCUCCCACGCCCCCCCCACCUCCCCCACACUGUCCCACGACGCCAGUCCCUUGCCCCACGCACGUACCCGCGCCACCUCCAACCUGUUCAGCAAGCUCACCUCCAAGCUCACGCGCAGGGUCAAUCUUGACCCCUCUAAGCGUCAGAACUCAAACAAGUCCGUCUCGGGCCUCACUCUUCCGCAGGGAUCAAAAACAGUUAACGAACCUGAGAGAGUCUGCAGAUCUCCGGUCACAAGUCGCCAUCUACCUGGGCAUCAAAAAGCGUCAGAGCCCCGGACCCCCCGAUGCGGCUGGGAUGUGAAGGUGCGGAGCCCGCGGGACCCGGCGGAGGUGGUGCUGGCGCUGCGCGAGGCGGCUCAGGGCCGUGGCUGCCAGGUCCACCUGGCUGGGCCCUUCCUGCUCUCAUGCACGCACGGGGCAGCUGGCUCGCGGGUGGCCUUCGAGGCCGAGGUGUGCCAGCUGCCUGCCGGGCCCGCCGAGACCAGCGGCGUGCGCUUCAAGCGCCUGUGGGGGGCGCCGCUCGCCUUCCGGGACAUCGCCACCAAAGUGUCCAAGGAGCUGGAGCUCUGAGGGCGACAGGGGGUGGGGCCGAGGGGUUCUACACUGGACGGACUGGCGGGAGGAGAAGGGCAGAUCCCGCCACCCCCACUGCCAACCUCGCCUCACCCCCGCCAAAGACCCGCUUCUAAUGCCACACGGACACGCUGACACACCAACAUGGACGGCCCAGUCCCGCCACUCGCUGACCUAUGACCUAUGAGCCCUGCUUAAGCACCUCAAUAUUAUGUGAAUCUAUGGAGUGGAGCAGUUAUCUGUUAAUACCAUAUUUGCAGAUGAUGGUAUUUGUCAUCAGCGUCAUUAUGGUUAUUCUAUAUUUGUUGUCAUUACUUUUUAACAGCUGCUAUUUAAAAUGUUUUUAAUAUUGAUUUUUAUUUUUAUUUCACUUUAAUGGGCAGGAGAUUUACCUCUGUUACUGUUGUUUGUGACAAUGCAUAUUUAAGAAACAAGGGCCAGCUUCUUGCUAGUCAGAAUUCCAGCCUAUAGAGGAGACAUGCUGAAAUGCAGAGAUGGACAAAAUAACGGAUCUGUAAAACAAAGGCCAGACCCUUCUUACAGGAGACCUCUGCUACUCUCUUCAAUAUACAUUUCCUUUUUUUUUUGUAUACACUUCUGUUAUACAAAAGAACGGUCAAACGUCGAUGUCCAAAGUGGAGUACGCAAUGAGUGCUCAUAUUAACCUCUUACCCUUUAUUUUUCCCUAUCUCAGCGGGUCAUAAACAGGCGUCCGACACAGUCUUCUGGUAGCACUUUUGGUUUGGCAAUAUCACCUUCAGUUGUAUUUCCUCUUAAAUGGUACAGUAAAUGCACAGGGCCGGGAUUUCAAACUUGAUUUGAUGUCAGCUUUUUAGUAUAAUGUUGGUGAAUAUUGAUCACAGUUCCACAAUCACAAUUUGAAGAUGUUUUUUUUUUUGUUUUUUUUACAUCACCCAGUAAUGCUUACAAAAUGAGAAUUGGAUUAACUAAUUUUCUUCCCAAAACGUGAACAGGUAUCAUUGAUCACACACAACAAAGUUGUGGCUUUUUGAAUUGCAUUCAGUUCUGUCCAGUAAUCCCUGUGUCUGUGAUUCACUGGGAGGUCCAGACUGCUCCUCAUCUCUAAACUCAAACACCAAGCAAUCGGUCAGCAAAACUUGUGUGAUGUAGCUGCUUCCAAGCUAAUAGCCAAUCAGACUUCUGUAUUGUUGCGUGGUGUGCAGUAUGAACAUACGAGAGUGAGAACGGGGGUGCUGUCGUUUAGAAUGUGACACUUGGUGACCUUGUUGAAAUCAACCCUGACACAGUUUUAUAUCUGAACCUGAGCUGCUCACGAUAGAUCUAAGAUGGGCGAUGGAAGGUCAUUCACUUAGGCUUUGACUGUUUCUCACUUGCUUGGGUUUGCACCAAUCUACAGUAAUGCGCCUUGUCAAAUGUUUGUGGGUCACAGCAGCAGAUCUGGCAGAACCUUAUUUCCAGUUAGGACAGUGUGCUUUUCUAGUUUAGAAUUUUCUCAGCUCAAACUGUGUUGCUGGUGUCACAGAGUGUUCCUUGACCUUUCUUGUUUGCUGAAGGUCUGUCUGGCCUUUUUUUUAAAUGGCUCAGAGAUUCAUGAACAGCGAAUAAUGAGCUCAUCAGAGUUUGCUCCUCUGUCACUGUUCCAAUAUGAGGUACUUUGGACAGUAUGUAACAUCUCAGUUAUAUGCCGUAACCUGUAACGCCUCGGGCCAUCUCUGCCAGCCUGCCCAAACUGGACUGUUUGCCCAAAAUUCUCACAAAUCCCACAAGUUGUUUUAGACUACAGUUUUCCACCUGGUUCCUUUUAGCUAAAGGAUAUAUUGCACAUGUGUAUAGCAACAGUACAUAGUAAUCCCUAACACUACUAUGAUGUCAGUAUACCUGUUGCAAGGAAUCAUGGAAGAUUUAAAUUGCAACAGGUGGCCACAAAUGUCUUAAAAUGUGAAAGCUGUGAUUUAGGGCUUUUUCUGCAACUUUGCCCAAAAUAGUAAUUCUCUUGCCCAACAGUUCCCAUAGAUAUUGCUUAAGGUUUAGGACCAUGCUCAAAGAGUAGGAAGUAGUAGUGUGUUUGAAGCAGUUACUGUUAUAAAGUAAAUGGAGUGCAACUAUGGAAAUGACUGACCUGCAUUCCUGCAUGUCUCUGAGGAAAAUUGUGUGAAGCAAAAAUAAACUAUCCUUUCAAACUCAA
Molecule: messenger RNA, 5421 nt
Organism: Esox lucius (northern pike)
Lineage: Eukaryota; Metazoa; Chordata; Actinopteri; Esociformes; Esocidae
Gene: mark4b
Product: microtubule affinity regulating kinase 4
Exons: 18
Coding region: 900-3251 (783 amino acids)
Biological process (GO): intracellular signal transduction; protein phosphorylation; microtubule cytoskeleton organization
Cellular component (GO): cytoplasm
Molecular function (GO): protein binding; protein serine/threonine kinase activity; tau-protein kinase activity
Source: RefSeq, a predicted model, not a curated record